AUGACUACUUAUUUCAUUACAGGUGUUAACAAAGGGAUCGGAAAGUCUUUAGUUGAGUUAUUAACUAAGGACAGUAAUAACUUGGUUAUUGGAACAGUCAGAAAUGAGGCCAAAGCCCAAGAGUUACUUUCAUUGAAGUUAGAAAACUUGAAGUUGAUUUACAUUGAUAUGGCUGAUAACGUUACCAAAUUUAAAGAACAAUUCAAGGCGCUUGAAAGUUAUGCUCCAAACGGAGUUGAUGUAUUCAUCCAGAAUGCUGCUAUUGUUGACCCUGACACCAUGAAGCAUUCAACCUUAUGUGAUACUGACUAUUUCUCCACAGUCUUUGAUGUCAAUGUUACUGGAACAGUGAGAGCAUACCAAGCUAUCUACCCUUACCUUUUCAAGGGUAAUGGAACAAAGAAAAUGGUUUUCAUAGGUAGUAUUUCAGGUAUCAUCGGUGAACCAAGUGCCGGUGGUAAUGCUUAUGGAUUAUCCAAAGCUGCUGUUCAUAGAUUUGGAACUCAAGUUGCCAAGGAGAAUAGAAACUCUCAAGAUCCUUUGAUUAAUCAAUCAGUUACUUUAAUCAUCCACCCUGGGGUUGUUGAAACUACAAUGCAUAAUGAUUCAUCCAGAAAGGCUUUGACUGAAAUAGGAGCUUCUUACAUCACCACUGAUGAUAGUGCCCGUAAGCUUUUAAAAAUCAUUAACGAAAAUGGGAUCGAAAGAUCAGGUACCUUAUUCGAUGAAGAAGGUGAAAUCUUACCAUGGUAG
Messenger RNA from Yamadazyma jaroonii, 753 nucleotides. The record is from the annotation of a GenBank genome assembly. NCBI's taxonomy places the organism in Eukaryota, Fungi, Ascomycota, Pichiomycetes, Serinales, Debaryomycetaceae.